Molecule: messenger RNA, 1332 nt
Organism: Tetrahymena thermophila SB210
Lineage: Eukaryota; Ciliophora; Oligohymenophorea; Hymenostomatida; Tetrahymenidae
Exons: 5
Source: RefSeq, a predicted model, not a curated record
AUGGAAGAAGAAAUUUAAUUAACUACUGAAGAAGAAUACAAUCUAUCACUCGAACAGCUGCUAAAAAGCAGGUGGGAUUUUAAUUUUAAAAAUUUAGAACUUGAUCAUCUCUAAAAUUUUAUAAGCACUAACAAUACAACCUUCUUGAUGCAGCCAUAAAAUGAAUAUUUAAAUAACUAAUUUCAAUAAAAUGUUAUCAAUUUCAAUGUAAUAGAUGAAUUUCUCAGUGAUGAAAGCUCUGAGACAGAGUAAAAUGUUUUACAGAAAUCACCUUCUUUAACAUUUAUUUCUACUAAGAAGCAGAAUGUGAUAAAAGAAAAUUAAAAAACUAAUGGAAAAUAAUUGAAUUCUACUUAGGAGUAGCAAUUAAAUAAAACAUAAUAAUAAAUAUAAUAAGACUCAUCUCAGGUUUAAAAUAAACCUUUUAAGCCAAAAAAGUAAAUGCUUAGAGAAUAAAUGAGAGAAUAUGAAAUGUUUCAAGAUAACACAGGCUUAACCUACUAUCAAAGAAAAAAGAACUUUAUUUAAAAUAUGAAGGAGAAGGAUUUGCUACUUGAUUGGGAUAGCUUUAAAAAGGAUGAUUUGAUUUACGAAUAGAGCUCGUUUGGAGCCGCUCGCAGAAAGAAGAAGAAUAAAAAAUAAAUUGAUAUAAUCGAGCUGCCUCAUCCUGAAAAAUAACCACAGCAGUAAAAUGAGUAUCAAAAGGAAGCUAAAAGUUACAGAAAAAUACCAAGAUCUUAGCGCUCUGAAAUUAAUGGCUCAAAUAGCAAAAAUGGUAAUGCUAUGGAAGAGGAAGAGGAACCUAAAGUUAAAUCUAAGAGUUUACAAAAAGAAGCCAGUAGUAACAUUUAAUAAGAAUAAAAGCAAGUCUAAUAUAAACCAUUUAAGAGAGUUACUAUGAUUGCUGUUGAUAAAUAAGAAUUAAUUAACAGAAGAGAAGAUUUUCUCCAUUAUCAGUUCAUAAAUGAAAAAAAAAUUAAUACAAAUAAUAUUUAUAUUUCAAGUAGAGCAUAAGCCUAAAUUCCUUAAAUUAGACCUGUAGAAGAAGUAAGAAACACUUGGAUACUUAAGGAUUUAGAUUCUAUUCUUGCAUACAAAAAUUCAAGUGAAUACCAAAAGCUUGAAGAAUAUAUGAAUAAGUUUUUUGGAUUAAGAGCUCCUUGGUAGGUUUUCAAUAUUUUAAAAUUAAAUAAAUACAAUUUAAAGAACUCUAUUGAUUAUUGUAACAUGAACAGUGAUUUUUUAAAAGCUUAUUUUCUCGAUAAGGAUAACGAAAAAAAAAAAAAAUAACAAAAAAGAAGACUUGGACUUGAGAAAAAAAAGUAUGUAUGA